This is a messenger RNA of Paramacrobiotus metropolitanus, 1941 nucleotides long. RefSeq lists its product as uncharacterized. Gene Ontology annotation, molecular function: zinc ion binding; nucleic acid binding. The coding region runs from base 369 to 1934 and encodes 521 amino acids. The record is from RefSeq and is a predicted model, not a curated record. The transcript has a single exon. Lineage: Eukaryota; Metazoa; Tardigrada; Eutardigrada; Parachela; Macrobiotidae.
UCAGUCUUAGAUCAAUAAAGACUUAUACCAUCUAGCCAGCUUUGAGUUACAGUUAGUAAGAACCUACGUUACAAAUGGUGGCUCCAGUGGUCUUUAAAGUGUUUACUAUCAACCUCCAUUGACCUUUCCACACUGAUCCCACUGUAUCUACCGAUCUUUAUGGAUUACAAUGGAUUACAUUUGACCUUUAUGUACUAAACUGACAUCAUAGUUCCAUACAGCUUACAACAUAAGUGAACUAUCGGUUCCGAUCCAGCUGUCUACAUCUGACAUUUCAGUCCGAUUCCUGUUUCUGCUAUAACCCUGACCUUUCCAUAUUUGUCCACCAUAUGUACUGAACGGAUUACUCUGUGACCUCUUAUCAGUUGAUGCCGAACACUCGUAGUAACACCGACAUACCGGAUAAGAAUUUUGAGCAAACCGACAUCGAGCUGCGCCUUGCCAACCAGGCAGGUAAGACACGCAAUACUGACAAUAGAGCGACAGACACAGACAGUGACCUUUCCACAACAUCAACGCCAAAUCCAGCAACAAUGACCACUAUCACAUUUGAGGAUACCCAAGUGCAAGCAAUCCAUACAGGACUACAACCACUGAUUUCAAAACACGACAUCCUCAGACGGUUUAGCCUAAACGACAUCCCAAUCCUAAUUGACCUUUACAACGUGAUCACUGUUACUGACGAAGCUGACGCACUAUCCCAACUCCAAAAUGGAACUUUUCCAUUCAAGAUGUCCAAGGCUGACCUUAAAGCAUUGUAUCUAGCAACAAAGGAUAGGGCCUUCCAGUCAUUAAUCAACACAAACAAUGUGUACGGAAGAAAGAUCGACCAACUUCUUCAAGAAAUGACCUCACUUAAACAACAACAACAGCAACAACAACAGCAACAACAACAGCAGCAACAACAACAGCAGCAACAACAACAGCAACAACAACAGCAACAAACUGGAUCAACUCCCAUUACUACCAUUCUUCAAACGUCCGGAAUGCAACUUUCUCCUAAAGAUUUCCCGAAAUUUGGCGGUGAGUCACACGAAGAUGUACGCGAGUUUACCGAACGCUACGAAAGUUUUACCCGAGUUUAUGGAUGGACGGAAGCGACAAAACUGACGAAUCUUAACUUGUGCUUCAUCAACAAUGCCUUAAGAUGGUGGGAAUCGGAGCAAACCAAACAUGUAACCUGGAUCAGCGCGAAGAACGCCCUGCUUAAAAUUUUUGGCCCUACUGACCUGGACUACGACCUGAAGAAGGAAGAAUACCAGAACUUAGCGAAGUCGGAUCCUCCAUCAUACGUCACGAAAGUCCUGAAAAUGUUUGAUGUCAUCAACCCUACAGCCACUGAGCACGAAAAGGCGAACGAAUUAUUUCGUGAACUCCCGACACGCAUGAAAUCGAACUUUGUCACCAAUCGACCGACAACCGUAGCCCAGUUCCUGGACAAGCUGAAGACCGAGGCAACUAAGGAGCAGUACAAGGAAAAGGCCCAAAGGGAAUCAGAGGCUGAUGACUCAAAAGCAAAGGUUUUCUUUACGGAAACACGGAACAGCGAAAUAACUGAUUUGUCUAAACGCCUGGAUCAAGUAGUCAACAUUGUGGAAAACAUAACACGAGGAUCCCAGCCCAACUUCCGGCGUAACGAAAGCCGAUUUAACGGACGCAACACUCGUUCAGAUGCAAUAUGUCACCGCUGUGGUAAUAAAGGUCAUAUGCAGAAGGACUGUUGGACAAAAUGCAAUAAAUGUGGAAGAAAAGGUCAUGUCGCUCGCGAAUGCAGAAGCCAGGGACGAAAUACGGACCAGAAUUACAGAAGAAACCCGAACAAUUUUUCCAGGGGAGGAAAUUCUAACCGCGACAGUAAUAAUAACAACAGGCAACCGUCGUACUUCAGCUACGAAGAACACGACGACACACUGGAAAUACCUGAGUUAAACUAAAGGCCGU